GAAGAUAUUCCUUAGCAUUAGCUAGCAGGCUCCUGUUUGAGCAUGCCCUUGUGCUCAAAGCCGUGUCUAAAGCUGUUACGACAUUGCAUUGUAUACUAUACCUGAAUUGUUCUUCUGUCUUGCUUGAGAAGAGCUUUUGUCAUGUCCCUGGCAGCGGAGGCUUUCGUUGGGCAAAUAGCAGCUGCAGAACCGUGGCCGGAGAGCGCGACGCUUUACCAGCCGCUCAAUGAUGAACAGAUCCUUCUCUCAGACAAUGCCUCUUCUCUGGCUGUCCAGGCCUACCUGAAGAUGUGUGGUCUACCCGUGAGGGUGUCAUGUCGUGUUAAUGCAGAGUUCAUGUCCCCAUCAGGUAAAGUCCCCUUCAUCCACGUGGGAAACCAGGUGGUGUCUGAGCUGGGGCCUAUUGUCCAAUUUACCAAAGCAAAGGGCUUCUCCCUGAGUGAGGGGUUGGAUGAUGUCCAGAGGGCUGAGAUGAAGGCAUAUAUGGAGCUGGUGAACAACAUGCUUCUUACUGCGGAGCUUUAUAUCCAGUGGUGUGAUGACACAACAGCAGCCGAGAUUUCUCGGCCGCGGUACAGCAAUCCCUACUCCUGGCCCCUGAGCCACAUCCUGGCCUAUCAGAAGCAGUGGGAGGUGCGGCGGAAGAUGAGCGCCAUCGGCUGGGCAGGGAAGAGUCUGGAGCAGGUUUACGAGGAUGUGAGUCAGUGUUGUCAAGCACUUUCACAGAGACUUGGUACCCAGCUCUACUUCUUCAAUAAACAGCCCACGGAGUUGGACGCUCUUGUUUUCGGUCACAUCUUCACCAUCCUGACCACCCGGCUGACCAGCGACGAGCUCGCCGAACGGGUCAAGAGCUACAGCAACCUGCUGUCCUUCUGCAAGCGCAUCGAGCAGACCUUCUUCGAGGAGUCUGACCAAUCGUCAGGCUCCUCGCGUUUUUCUAAAGGCCCCUCCCUCACUUGAGGUUCCGCUCGGCCCGCUGCACAACGUUCCAAAAUAUCCUCAACCUUUCCAGCCGCCGCCUGCUCCAUCGCCUCCUCCUCCUCCUCCUCCCGCCCGGAAUGCCAUACACUGAAGUCCCACAAAGGCAACCAUAGCGCUUCUUUGUUGUAAAAAUGCUUGGAUGUAAACAGAUGUAAUUCUUUUAUUUGGUUGUUUUUUUUUUUCACUUGCUGUUAUCCUCCUCAUAUUGUAUUAUGUACAUGGAAAGUGCCUAUCAUUAUUAAAAGUACACAUCGCACCCGGAAA
This is a messenger RNA of Sardina pilchardus (European sardine), 1248 nucleotides long. RefSeq names its product metaxin 2 (gene mtx2). The coding region runs from base 142 to 963 and encodes 273 amino acids. The transcript is spliced from 10 exons. The record is from RefSeq and is a predicted model, not a curated record. NCBI's taxonomy places the organism in Eukaryota, Metazoa, Chordata, Actinopteri, Clupeiformes, Clupeidae. Gene Ontology annotation, biological process: mitochondrion organization. Gene Ontology annotation, cellular component: SAM complex; cytoplasm.